Merops nubicus (carmine bee-eater) is the source of this 957-nucleotide messenger RNA. RefSeq names its product fragile site, folic acid type, rare, fra(10)(q23.3) or fra(10)(q24.2) candidate 1 (gene FRA10AC1). The transcript has 13 exons. The record is from RefSeq and is a predicted model, not a curated record. Gene Ontology annotation, biological process: dephosphorylation. Gene Ontology annotation, molecular function: phosphatase activity. The annotation marks the transcript as partial. NCBI's taxonomy places the organism in Eukaryota, Metazoa, Chordata, Aves, Coraciiformes, Meropidae.
GCACGUGGCCAUGGAGGCUAUGAUUCUGAUUUUAGUGAUGAGGAGAAUGGAGAGAAGUCUGUGCAGAAGACUAAAAGCAUAAAGGAAGAUGGCCUUCUUAUAAAGCCAUUCCAAAAAGCAAAACAAGGCACUGUGGUUCACAGACAAUUUGCAGCUGAAGAAUGGGACAGGGAAGAAGCAAGAAAAAGAAGAUUCCACUUGAUAGCGAUGGACGCCUAUGAAAGGCAUAAAAAGUUUGUGCAUGAUUAUAUUUUAUACUAUGGUGGCAAAAUAGAGGAUUUCCGGCGUUCUGGGGUGAAUGACAAGACAGAUCUUGAUGUUAUUAGAGAAAACCAUAAAUUCCUGUGGCAUGAAGAGGAUGAAGCAGACAUGAAUUGGGAGAAGAGGCUUGCAAAGAAGUAUUAUGAUAAAUUGUUCAAAGAAUACUGUAUAGCAGAUCUAAGCAGAUAUAAAGAGAAUAAGUUUGGAUUUCGAUGGCGACAUGAGAAAGAAGUAAUUUCAGGAAAAGGUCAGUUUUCCUGUGGAAAUAAGCACUGUGAUGAGAAAGAAGGCCUGAAGAGCUGGGAGGUGAAUUUUGGUUACAUUGAACAUGGAGAAAAGAGGAAUGCACUUGUGAAAUUGAGACUAUGUCCAGAAUGUUCCUACAAAUUAAACUUUCAUCACAGGAGGAAAGAAGUCAAGGCACGGAAGAAAAGAGGCACAUCUGUACGGAACUCUAAAGAGCCAAAAAUUAAGAAGACGAAAUUGUCAUGUUCAGCAAAAAAUAAGUCCAAAAAAAAGAUCCAUAAAGAUGAGGCUUCCUCGGAAGAUUCAGAUAAUUCUGAUAAAGAUUCAGAUAACAGCAAUGCACAAGAUGGUCCUUCAGAUGCUGACUUUUGGAAAGGUCCUCUGCAAGAACCAGAUGAAAAAUCACGGGAGGAGGAGUUCGAUGAGUACUUUCAAGACUUGUUUCUCUGA